Hyla sarda is the source of this 6098-nucleotide messenger RNA. RefSeq names its product BRD4 interacting chromatin remodeling complex associated protein (gene BICRA). Bases 507 to 5699 code for a protein of 1730 amino acids. The transcript has 17 exons. Gene Ontology annotation, biological process: positive regulation of DNA-templated transcription. The record is from RefSeq and is a predicted model, not a curated record. Gene Ontology annotation, cellular component: SWI/SNF complex. Lineage: Eukaryota; Metazoa; Chordata; Amphibia; Anura; Hylidae.
CCUGUGAUUGGUUUAAAGUCAUGUGGCCAGGGGUGAGCUUUCACCAAUGAGCGCGAGAGAAACGGACGCAGACAUUGGCGAAUGCUUGGGGGCGUGGUUUUAGCAGGUGGGAAAGCGGGAAAGAGCGGUCUGACACAGCGCCGCCCUCAGCCCGCGGCACGUGAUCUGAGGGCCCCGGCUCCCCGGGGGCCCGAGCUAUGCCCGCCGCCGCUGCACCAUCCGCUCAGGCGCUGCGCUAGCCCUCUAUGUGUCUAGGCCACUUGGGUCCUGCAUUGAGAGCCCGUGCUGGGAUGACUUGGAGACCCCGGGCCGACUGCUGCUCAAACACCGCGGAUCCUGGACUGGUUUUGCACAUCUAAUGCUUUAUCUGUCUUCUUAUGAUCAUGUUAAUGGAGAACAUUUUGCCUGUAUAUGAGGUGAAAAUUUGAAGGUGGUGUAUGGAGGGUAACAGCAAUGGGCAAUGACUGGCCAAAAACAUUCUCCUCCUGAUUCAGGUUUCAGUUGACAUGGACGAUGAAGAUGGCCGAUGUUUGCUAGAUGUAAUAUGCGACCCCCAAGCUCUGAAUGACUUUUUGCAUGGAUCAGAUAAGAUUGAUGGAGAUGAUUUGCUGGAUAACACAGGAGAUGCAGCCAAUGCCUUCUUUGUGGGCACUGGGCUUCAUGUUCAAGAAACUCCGGGGAACCAUUUAACUACAGAACCAAACCCCCCAGCUGGUGGUGUAGAUUUGGACUUUUUGCCAGAUGACAUCCUUGGGUCUCCAUCAGGGGCUAGUGCAAGCCUCACCAAUUCUGACCAGCCAUGUGACAUCCUCCAGCAGAGCUUGCAGGAGGCCAACAUUACAGAACAGACUCUUGAAGCCGAGGCAGAACUGGACUUGGGCUCUUUCCAGCUCCCUACUCUUCAACCAGUUGUGCCAGCUGCUCCAGAUGGGACCCCUCAGAUAUUUUCUGGUGGAGCAGACCUUAUUGGACUUCAGCAGCCAGCGGUGCUGACACACCAAGCGCUGGUUCAGCAAUCUGUAGGGGCAGAUGUGGUCAACAAGGCGAUCAGUGUACAACCAUUUAUCCAGCAGGUUGGCCUCGGUAAUGUUACAAUUCAGCCUAUCUCCAACCUCCCUGGCCUGCCUAAUGGCAGUCCAGGUGGAGCGUUAGGGAUUGGACAAAUACAAGUGGUCGGGCAACAAGUAAUGGCCAUCAACCAGCCUACACAACAGAUCCUUGCCAAGCCGGUGCAGCCAGCACAGGUGGCCAAUCUGCCAGUGGGUAGCUACUUGGCAGGGACCACCCAGGAGCAGCAGCAGGUCACAUUAACGUCAAGUGGGGUGUCUCCACAGAAUGCUGGGUUGGUCCUACAGAACAAAAUGCCUACAGUGGCCACGACGCUGAAUGGCAAUUCCAUGUUUGGCAGUGUGUCAGCAGCGCAGUGCACGCAGUCCCUUACCGUUACUUCCAGUCUGAACAGCCCGGUUAUAAUACAACGGACUCCAACUCCAAUACAACCCAAACCGGCUGGUGUACUGCAACAAAAGGUGUACCAAAUCUCACCCAAACCACAGUUUGCUCCCAACAAUACUACACUCACCAUCCAAGGAGAUGCAUCAUUGCAGCAACAGCCAAAAUCUCAGCAAAACCUUACAUUCAUGACUGGCAAACCUGGUCAAAACGUCGUCCUAUCCAGCUUUCCCCAGGGCCUUCCUGCCAAUGUGUUUAAGCAGCCUCCCCCGCAGCAGCAGACACUGGGCAAAUCCAUGAGUGUUCAGCUGCUUAACCAAGGCAGCAGCAUAGUCAUCCCGGCCCAGCAUGCCCAGGCAAUGCUGCAGGGACAGAACCAGUUCCUCUUGCCAGGAACUUCAACCGUCCAGCAUCUUUCUGCACUGCAGGCCAAUAUGGGUGGCCAGAUCUUAACUGCUUCCCACCCUAGUGGACAAGCCCACAUCAUUGCCAGCCAAGGUCCAGGAGGCCAAAUUCUAAAUCAGGCCCUGCCCGCCCAAAUACUUACCAAUCAGAACCUUGCAAGUCAGCUGAACUUGGGGCAGGUCCUCACGUCUCAGAAUGCACACGGCACAGCUCACAUAUUGUCUGGACCCAUACAGCUGCAGGCAGGACAAGUUGGCCAACCUACUUUGUUCCAGAUGCCAGUAUCCCUGGCCAGCAGUCUGAGCACGCAGAGUCAACCGGCCGUAACAACAUCACUUAACCAAGCCGGCCAAACUGUUAUACAAGGAGUGACUUUGCCCAAUCAGGUGGCCAUGUUCAAUACACCCGAGGGCCUUAGCCAAGCAGUAAGCAUUCAACAGGCCUCAACGGGAAACAGCCAGAGCCCGGGUAUUGUGCAACAAGGAGCAAGCCUUCUGCCGAGCGCAGAGCAGACCUCCAUAUUGACCGUCCAAACAACACAACAGCCAUCACAAGGACAAGCCCAACUCCAAUUGAAUGUACAGCAACAGCCACAGUCUUUAGCACCUCCGCCCCCUCAACAGGCAAUGCCCAGUCCCAGUCUUGAACCCAGCUCCGACAAAAUAAUCCUUAGCCAAGCAGCCCCAGGAAAUAUCAUCAGUGCAGAUUCCAUGCAGAUGUUCCUCCAGCAGAAGGAACAGCAACGGCAGCAAUUUUAUGAAGUGACGUUGAAACCACAGCAGGAAAGCAGCCUGGUGCAAACCUCUGCCGCCCCACAGCUCUCUAUGCCAGUCUACAGCAUAGCCGUCUCUGGCAGCACUUUGAGCAGCAGUACCUCCAGCAGCAGUAGCGUGCCCGCCUCCGUCAUAGUGAGCAGCAGUGCCGGCUCCGCAGCCCAGCCCAACCGUGACUUGGCCCAGAACCAUGCCACAACAUCGGAAUCCAAAGGACACUUACCUCAUUUCCCUACCAGCCAGUCUCAGCAGGCUAUGUCCUGCCAGAUUCCAGCCGGACAACAGAAGCUUCCCGGAGCCUCGCCUUCCCAUACACUACCUCACCCUCCCAGCCCUCAGCUUCAGGCCUCUGCCACCCACCACUCACAAAUGCAGUCUCCUCACCAGUCGCGCCCUCCUUCCCGGCCACCAUCUCGUCCUCACUCGAGGCCCCCGUCUCAACCUCAGAGUCUCCCCCGACCUCCUUCUGAGCCCCUUUCCCGCUCCUGUACUCCUCAGAUGCAAAACCUAUUUGUCAUCCAGAACCAAAUCUCCUCUUCUCCUCAUGGUUCCUCCCAGCACCCUCUGCGUCCUCCUUCUCAGCCUCAGGUACAGACGCCUUUUCCACCUCACCAGCCUAUGACCACGGAUAUGCCACAGACCCUGUCAUCCCCUCAGCAGCAUGUUCAGCUCCAAGUACAGCUGGGCACUACCCAGGCUGAGAUUCGAGCAGGUGUCCCCGUCUCCUUGCAGGCCACCCCACCCACUUCAGAAUCCCAAACACAUACGUUCCCUGUGCAGUUCCAGACACAGGCCUCUAUAAAAGGCCAGACCCCCGGGCAGUCCAUCCAUAUAAAUCCUGAACAGCAGCGAACCUUCCAGAUGACCCAUAGUCAGUUCCAGGCUUUGGCAAACGCAUUACCCCAGCAAAAACAACUUUUGGAGAGAUAUCAACAGAUGCAACAGGGCUUGAUGUUGCCAGCCCAGCAGCAACAAGGUGGCGUACAGACGUCCUCAGCAAUUGGCACACAGUUCACUGGUCAGUCGUCUUCAUUGCUGAUCGGUAGUCAGGGGCAGCCGGUGCAAGCUCAAGCCCCCCUGCACGGUCACUCCCCUGGGCAAGUACUAGUCCAGUCCGCGCAAGUGGUGCACAGCGAUCUGACAAAGGUGCAAGGCGGCACCAUGUCCCAGGCAGCUCAGCUCUCAACACUAAUUCAGCAGCAGCAGCAGCAAGGAUCAGUUCUUGUGAAGACUUCAGGCGCUGCUCCUGGGACCCAAGACUCCAAUGUUUACCCCAGCAAUGCUGUGAAAACCCCUGGGGUGCAGGGGAAACCUGUCAGUGCAGUUCCUGGGCAGACGCCGGGUAAAACUGGUGUUAUCAGCUCUGUGCCUAGUAUCAGUCUAGGAAAGGGUUCCCUGCAGAUCCAGGUGGUUGGAAAGGGAAUCCAGCAGAUUGUACCUACUGGCCAGGUCCAGAAUCAGCCACAGUAUGAAAAUAAAUUUGGAGCCCUGAAGAAAAUGCAAACACUACAGCCAAGCAAGGAAGCCUGCUUCCUGGAGCAGUUACACAAACACCAGGGCUCCGUUCUACACCCGGAUUACAAAUCCUCCUUUCACUCAUUUGAAGAUGCCCUGCACAGACUUGUUCCAUACCACGUGUACCAGGGAUUGCUUCCUCCCGAACACGAUCUAAAGAAGGUGGAUGAUGAGUUUGAAACGGUAUCGACGCAGCUUCUGAAGCGCACACAGGCCAUGCUGAACAAGUAUCGCUUGCUUCUUUUGGAAGAGUCUAAGAGAGUGAGCCCUUCUGCAGAAAUGGUAAUGAUUGACAGAAUGUUUAUCCAAGAGGAGAAAGUGGCCUUGUCCACGGACCGGCAAUUGGCAAAGGAAAGACCAGAUGAAUAUGUAUCCUGCUCUUCCUCACGGUCUCAAAACAUUGUCCCCUCUGUGGCCUCUGUCUCUUCUUCCCCUUGUCCUGCCCCAACUCCAGAGAUCCUGAAACCGGCUGCAGUACAAACCUCAACACCAAUACACCCUACCAAAUUAGUGAUCAAGCACAGUGGAGGGGGAUCCCCCUCCGUGACUUGGGCCAAAGCCUCACCCUCGCUUGAUGCAGAUGAUGAUGCACUCCCUUCCCGUAGCAGACCGCCAAUCAAGACCUACGAGGCCCGUAGUCGCAUCGGCCUGAAACUGAAGAUCAAGCAAGAGGCUGGGUUAAGCAAAGUUAUCCACAAUACAGCUUUGGAUCCCAUUCAUCAAAACCCUCCCCCGCCUCCGCAGCCGCCAGCUCCUCCGACAACUCCUGCCAGCACUGUUAUCAAGACUAUAGUUAACCCAACGCCAGCUACUACCACCACACCCACAGGACAGAUGAAUGGUACCCUAGAUCACUCAUCGCCUGUUGAAAAGAAACCUCUGGCAACAUACUGUCGGCUGCCUCUGCGCAAAACAUAUCGAGAGAAUGUGGAUGCCUUUGUGAUGGGUAAACCAGCAGACACCAGGUCAAAGGUAGAAACUCCAGUGCCGGUUGUGGCACAGUCUGUGAAGCAGGAGGAUGGCUCGCGGAGUGUAAUCACAUCUCACAAAACACAAGGGGUCUCUGAGAAGGUGAAGAAAGAGGACAGCUCCAAGAUGGUCUUCUUUAGCAGGGGGGACAACAAAGCUAACAAGAAUGAGGAUAUGACCAUGAGUGCGAUGAGAGACGUCAAGGAUGAAGAUACAGGCUUCUAUAGACGGGUGAUCAAGACUGAGCCAACAGAGCAUGAGAGUGACUUGAGCUGGGAGAUGCCACUCCCCUCUGCCAAAAGGCUGAAGUCAGAGCAGUUUGAUGUGGAUAAUGCCAGUUUUUCCAGUGACAGCCCACAGGAUGACACUCUCAAUGAGCACCUUCAGAGCGCCAUUGACAGUAUCCUCAAUCUUCAGCAGCCCCAGAGCGGUGGAGGCUCCAACACCCUACUACGCUCCUCAGCGCAGCCCUCGUACCAUCACUCCUCUUCCUCCUCUCCCUUUUCCUCACCAGUCCACCGCACAGACUCGUACCUCACCCCCAACCACAACGGAGGCCUGGGGGCCAGGACGUUAAACAGAUAACAGGUGGAAGGAAACUGUUGAGCGAGCCGUCAGAAGUAAUCAAUUCAUUGACUGGGGAGACAGAUGUUCAUGACAUGGACAUGACGAGAUGCUGCAGUACCUGGAGACAGGGGUCGCACAUAUUUUUCGGAUUAAGCCUCAAUUCAUUUUUCGGAUUAAGCCUCAAUUCUUUUUCCCAAUCGCCCACACCAUGUGGCGAAUGGAUCUAUAGAGAGAUUGUGCCUCUUCUCUGUUGGAAAGCAUUGUAUUGUAGUAACGUCUCAAAGCGAGGCGCCUUUUUCUCCCCAGCCGCUGCAGAAAAAAAAAACCUUUUAAAGGACACAUAAACCGGUAAUCUGUUGCCUUCAAAACUUUUAUUUUUUUGUUGUUUUUCCCUAAUACCUCCUUCCCAUCUCUUUU